AGGCAUGGGAUGGGAACAGACGAGUGUGUGUCCCAGCGCCACUGACAUUUUCCUGCGGUGGAGCGGACAGUUGGAGGGGGACCUGCGGAGCUCAUGAAGCCCAGCAGACACACGGACAGCCGGGACACAGGAGCGCUGCAGGGGGGCGCGAAAUGGAAGCGGUGAAGUGAAAAGCGGCCGACAAGCGGACUGUGUGGACGAAAAAAGCAUUAUGGCACUCCUCCUGUGGCUCGGCCUGUCACUGCUGGUGGCUGUCCGGUCCAGUGCCGUCAAGAACUGCCACCCUGGUUGCCACUGUGAGGUGGAAAGCUUUGGCCUGUUUGACAGCUUCAGUCUGACAAGGGUGGACUGCCGAGGGCUGGGACCCAGCGCCUCCAUGCCUAUCCCCAUCCCACUGGACACUGCCCACCUGGACCUGUCCUCCAAUGCCAUGGGCCCACUCAGUGACACCAUGUUAGCUGGUCCAGGCUACACCACCCUUAUUAGCCUGGACCUCAGUAACAACCAUAUUACAAAGGUAAGCCCCAAUGCACUAUCAAAACUGCGUUACCUGGAGACUCUUGAUCUGAGCCACAACCACCUGGAACACCUCUCGUCCAGCUGCUUCUCUGGACUCCCUCUGGCUGAAGUUGACCUAAGCCACAACAGCUUCCAGGAGUUCGACAUGGACUUGUUUACCGCUAAAGUUAACGGUGAACCCGUCAGUGUGGAUCUGUCUCAUAACAAGAUUGUGUCAGUCUUAGCCUCUUUGCAUGGAAGAGUCUUACAUAUUCAGAGCUUAAAUCUGUCUGCAAACCAGCUGUCAAGUGCACCAAGCCUUGCAGGACUUCCACUGAGGUACCUAAAUCUGGAUGGCAACCCCAUUACACAAAUCAAGGCGGGAGCCUUUGCUCAGCUGAAAGAUCUGGUUUAUUUAUCCAUAAGCGGCCUCCAUGAGCUUCAGCAAAUCGAACCGUACAGCUUCAAGGGUCUCCAGAGCCUGCAAGUUUUGGAUCUCUCCAACAACCCAAAGCUCAAGAAUCUGAGCCUUAAAGUGUUCAGUGGACUCGACUCCCUGCAAGAGCUGAAUUUGUCUGCUUCUGGCGUGACAUCUUUGCCAACUAACAUGCUAACCCACCUGCCCAGCAUUAGGAGUAUCACAUUGGCACAAAAUAUCCAGUGCUGGAGGACCCAGAAACAGGGGCAGUUCCACCGGCAGAUGGGACAGGUCCACCAUAAUGAGGUGCUGACCUGUAAUGUGGAGGGAAUUUUGUUAUGAGACUGUGCCUGUGAAAAUAGACCACUCCUUACAAUCCCGAUACCAGAGCUGUGCCUUAUUUGCUUUGAUAUGCAAAACACUUUUUUUGUGUUGCUCUCACUCAGUUACAUCUGCUCCAUGGUAAUAUUUUGUAAUGUGUCUUAAAGGUGUAAUGUAGCCUUCAUGAACUCCUAAUGCAACAUCAUACAUGCUGUUAUCUUUUAAUAGCACAGUGGAAAAAUGUGCAGCAUUUUACAUAGCACAGAACAAUUAUUCAUACACCUUAACAUACUGCGUAGACUAAACUGGUAGAGAACCUUUCAUGAAUCCAACAUUUUGGACUCAUGUUCUUCAAAGUGGGACCAUAUUAAGAGUUAUUUGCACUUACUCUAGUUGCAGGAUAUUUUUGAAUAAUGCACUUGACUAUGGGAAAAAUGUCAUCCAGUGUAAUACAAAGGCUGUGCAUUGCUCAUAAUAUCCGGACUGAGAGAUAUUGUACAACUGUUGACCACUAAUGUUUUUCAUUUGACUUUGAAUGUGAUGCUGAAUGGAAACGGUUAAAGGAAGUGUUUAUGGAAAGUUCCUUGAGAAGACUGACACCACUCUUUUGUCUGUAUUUUUAGUAUGAAGGUACAGCCAGUAGCUGAUUAGCUUAGCACAAAGACUGGAAGCCUGGGAAGCAGUAGGCUACUCUCAGUAUUGUCUGCAAUACAUGUAGUGGAGUCAGUGCCACAGCUCAGCCGAUGGUAUUGGUGGGUCAAGCCUAAUUUUAAUGGCUAACAAGUGUGUAAAAUACAUGACUGGAAAGUUACUAAACAACGACCUCAUCAUUUUCCCUUGUCAGUGUAUAUAUAAGUAUCAUCAGAAAUAUUAAAUAUUGAUGUUAGUAUUUACCCCCAAAUUUAGUAUUGGUCUGUCUCUUAUUAACACAUUGAAUUUAUUUAAUACGUACAAAAAACAGGUGUCAAAUUUGUGACUGUACACUUGUUGCCCAGUAUUUCAUCUGAAAUACACAAGAUAAACCUGUUGAGUAGGUGGAUUUUGUUGCCUUUUUAUAGGAUCAGGCUAUCUAUUGUCGAUAGAUUGUCGGUAGAUUGAGAGUCGAAGCCUGCCAUUCUGCUAUUUGUGUGCUACUGUUUUCAAAAUCCUUUUCACUGCAAGAAGGCACAACAACUUCGUAGAGGCAACCUAACAAACUGAAAAUGUCGGAUUUGGAUCAUGCAGUAAAGCACCUCUGCUUUUUUCAGCGAAUUAUCUAUUUUUUUGAUGGUGCUUGCCUUAUUUUGUGCAAAUGUUCCACCAAAUCAAUUCCCCAGUCACUGUUUUAAGGGGACUCUAUUCUUGCAUUCUUUACUUAGCUUUGCCCAAUAUGGUUGUGAUUGGUCUAAAGAAAUACAAACAAGCCAGAAUGAUAAUGUGGUGCAGUCAGACCAGUCUGCAAGUCUAGACUAUCUAUAUCUCCUUGUUUCCAGUCUUAUUGCUAAGCUAAGGUUGCUGGCUAAUGCAAGCAUUUUCCCAGAAAUGUCAAACUCUAUAAUCCAAGGACCAGAUUUUUUAUAUUAAGCACAGUGUGGAUGGGAAACUUACAGCCACAGUCACUCAAAAAAGGACCAUUUCAUUACUUGAAUUUUUGUCUCUGUGAGCCCAAACCAAACGUCUUGUCCAUUGUGUUUGGACUAUUUCUCUUCAUAAUAACACUACAUGUUUGGUGGAAAGCCUUCAGAAAUUAUUUACAAGCAGACUUUGUACAAAAUAUGGGACACUUUGUCUCAUAUUUAGUAAUGCCAUGAUGCUGGUAUGUAUUGAUGUUUAAACACCGAGCUGCACUGUGGGUUUUUUUUGUAACCUUACCUUGGCAUUCUUGUGGUAUUUAGAAGCUGAUUCGCCUCCGGACUGAAUAUCUGGGUAUGUCACUGUCAGUACCGUGAAAGGGACUGGAGACUUUUGAUUUUGCUCAUUUAAUGGAAUUCCAUCUUUCCAGUAUGUUUAUUGAAGAUCAGUUGGCCCAGUUUUGGUUAGAAAUUUAUAUUUGUAUGUGUGUAGCUAUAUUGUGUAUAUAUAUAUAUAUAUGAAUCAUAUGAAUAAUAAAUUGACUAUUCUCUCA
Stegastes partitus (bicolor damselfish) is the source of this 3341-nucleotide messenger RNA. It is a transcript of the gene tsku, whose product is annotated as tsukushi small leucine rich proteoglycan homolog (Xenopus laevis). Gene Ontology annotation, cellular component: extracellular matrix. The transcript has 3 exons. The record is from RefSeq and is a predicted model, not a curated record. Gene Ontology annotation, molecular function: protein binding. Lineage: Eukaryota; Metazoa; Chordata; Actinopteri; Pomacentridae. The coding region runs from base 212 to 1258 and encodes 348 amino acids.